AUGUUUUUCUCUGGAGGUUUUGCUGGUAUUGCUGCUUCUGUUAGUGGAGAUGCUAUUUUUCUGCAUUUUAUUCGGCUCCUGCAGCAUGCACCGAAAAACCGAGCCGAAGCUGCGCGUUUCUUAGAACUGUUGUUCGGAAGUCCUCCGCAUCCGUUGCCCCUCAUCCGACCUCAACGCACGUUUGCUGUUUUCCUCAUCAAGGAACUGCCGCUUUUGCAGUUGCACCUGGAGCAAGAAGAUCACAUGCAGCAAAAACAGCAGCAGCUCCAUUCGCAGCAACAAACACAGCAACAGCAACAGCAAAUCCGUAAGCUACUCAAGCAGAGGGGAUUCUACAUACUGUGGGAAAGAGAGAUGAAGCUGGACAAGGAGGCAGUUGGCCUUCUCUGUCAGGAGUGGCAGGACCGCCCUGGCUACGAUUCUCUUUCGUCUUCACUUGAGGGUCAGCCAGCCUGGACCUUGUUGCUAGCGCGCACUGGAGCCCCUCGUGUCUUUUCGGAUCUAUUGGGGUCCUGCUGCCCCAUGCCUCUAGGAGCUGCCGCUGCCGCUGCAGCAGUAACAGCGGCAGCAGCUGCUGCUGCCGCAGCAACGGCGGCCAGAGUCUUGGCGAGUGAAAACGGCGGCAGCAGCAGCAGUGGAGAAAUUCUUGCAGCUAGGAUGCGAGCAGAAAGAGCCGCAGCAACAGCAGCAGCAGCUGCUGCUGCCGUUGGGAUGCCGCGACCAAGCAGCUUCUGCGGAAUGGCCCGCCGGUGUGUUGGCUUUGCUGCAGCAACCGAGGAGGAGGCAGCAGCACUCGCUACCGUGUGUUCUGACCGGCAGCUGCCACUGUUGCUACCACCUACUGCAGCAAACACUGCAGCAUCGUACCUUUUAGAGGCCGGAGACGCAAUCGAAGGCCCGUCAGCGUGCCUCAAGGCUCUGUGUGAGCAGAAUCCUCGACCCCAGGGCCUGAAGGCGAUUGCCUGGAUGGGCCAUUGGAUAGAAGACGAGGUCAAAAGAGAAAGACAGUUAAAGCAAGAUUUGGCUAACUCUGCUAACCUUGCAAACAGCGUACGCCCUGGAGAAGAAGGAAAGAACGCUGCGGAGAAACAGCAGCAGCAGCUGCAGCAGCAGCAAAAUCGACAGAAUCCUCAGCCUGAGCUGCUAAAGGUGGCUGUGGCUGCAGAGGAGCCUGCAAGGGCCCUACGGGACCUGCUUAAUUUGAAGCUGUCUCAGCGCAAGACCUGCAGCAGCAGCAGUACUUGUGGUAGCAACAGCAACUGCAACCAUGCAAUGCUGAUAUCCGUAGAAAACGAAUUGGGAGCCAAGGACUGGCGGCUCUUGACAAGGGCUUUCUCCGAAGUGCAGCCCCUCACAUUCAUUCCACAAGGCACAGUUGUCUCCGGAGCUGCCGCGUUGACAGCCCUCGCUCGUGCAGAGGCCACCGGCCGGCUUGUCAAGUACUGCAGCAGCACAAGCACUCGUACUGCUCUUGCUGCUGCGCUGCGGCCCUCUCUUUUGUUCGUUUUCGCCGACUCGGGGUUGCCCCUUGCGCCACUGCUGCAACGGCUGUGCUGCUCUCUCGGCCUGGCUCACAUUGACAUGGAUAAACUCGCAGUGUCAGCAGCACCAGGUGUUGUUGCUGCUGCUUCUGGUGCUGUGAAAGUCAAGGUUUCUCAAGCAUCCCUCUCCGCGGCUGUGACUUGCCCUGCUCUGAUAGACAAAGUAGCGGAGCUCCAGAAAGAAGGCAAGAACCUGAGCCCUAAAUUGCUGCCCUCUAAUUGUUGGCUCGAAGCAUUUAAACUUAAAAAGCAAUAA
This is a messenger RNA of Eimeria tenella, 1797 nucleotides long. RefSeq lists its product as uncharacterized. Lineage: Eukaryota; Apicomplexa; Conoidasida; Eucoccidiorida; Eimeriidae. Bases 1 to 1797 code for a protein of 598 amino acids. The record is from RefSeq and is a predicted model, not a curated record. The transcript is spliced from 7 exons.